ACACGUCUGAAGUAACCGCUGUCAGAGCACCUGUCAUGGAAACACAAAGUCAGAAGAGCCAAGAAGUCAGUCGGCCUACAUCAGAUAUCUCCUCUGAAUACUAUGGUGGUCCUGUUGCUAAUAAUUCUGAAUUUGGCCACAACAAAGACACAGUGAACCUGGAGUUUGGGCCUUUACCACAUAGUCAAAACAAAAUAGAAAUGGAGACUGCAUUAACAUCAGAUAUUUCCAUUCCAGUAGCUGCAGAGGAAAUACACAGACAGGCCUGCCCAGAAGACAGUGAACCUAUCACAGGCACAUCUAAUGAAGUUCAAAAAGUUCUGCUGACUGGGAGCCUUAAGUGCAUCAAAGAUGAAAACAUGUUUCCCGCACAAUCGGUUGUUUUGGAGAAUCGAAUUGCAAUGGAUUGUCACAAUACUACAUCCACAGAAGGACCUGGAGUGGAUAUACAAAACCAGAAGAGCCAGGAAAUUGAAAUUUCUACGAACGUAUCUACUGUCAUUCAAGAUCUUAUGAUUGAUAAUACUGAAAAUGAUGAUCAAAUGAAGGCUGAAUCUGUAGCUCUGUCAGAGAAAAUCAUAAAGGAAAUGCAAGAGAUUUCUAAUCCAGUGUCCAGAGUGGAAAUGGGAGUCCAAGGAAAUCCAGAUCCAGUGACUGCUGCCAUUGAAAGUAAAGGAAAUAAAUACAAAGUUUUUGUGGGUUGUGUUAUUGCUGGUGAGAAUAAAAUGGAAGUGGAUACACAGUCAGUGGAUAUUUCUCCUCCAACACACAUGGUAGAAGUGGAGAAACGAGAAACCCACAAAGUCAGUGAACUUACAACUAACAUUGAUGUUAAUAAUAGCCUGACUAUUUCCAAUACUGAAACUAAGCAAAAUCAAUCCAAUAUCACAGAAGAAUGUGUCGAUGAGACUGCAAAUGAAAUUGACAUGGCUGAGCAGACAGUGGCACCACAAGAAGAGAUUUCUACUCCAUCACCUCCAGGAGAACAAUGCAUCCAAGAAGCUGAUGAUCCCAAUGAUACAGAGUAUCAAAAAGAUGUAAUUACUACAAGUUGUCCUCAUACGGAAGAUAAACAAAGGGGUGCAGUUGAUGUUCCAGAGAAUAAAACAAAUGUUGAGAUAACUGCAGUGCCAGAGGAGAUUUUUAAACCACCUUCUAUGGAAGAACGUCAAAAUGAGGGGAUGGAUGUCUGUGAACCCACUUCCUUAUCUAAUGAUACCCAGAAAUAUAUCCCAGAGGCUCAUUCCCAAAUCAAGGCCAAUGACAACACACCUGAGGCAGAGCCUAUUGCUGUGGAUGUCCAAAACGAUACAAGUGGAUCAAUGGAGAUGUUGGAUUGUCUGCAACAACAAGUGAGGAGGGAACAAGUAAUUGAAGAGGUCAAAGAAAAGGCAACGUUUUCCCCCACUAAUAAGGCGAACACAGUGCUCCACAGUAUAGAAGAGCAAGGAGAAGAAACUAGAAGCAACGAGGAAAUGCUUUGUGCUUGUGGCCAACAAGGUAACAUUAAGACUGUAAUCCAAAGCUCAGCAGAGGAGAUUAAAAUGGUUCAUAAAUUAGGAGUUGAGCUGAAGGAAAGUGAGAUCAUCUAUGAGCCCAUCAGUAGUCCAGAGAGUAAUGAUGACAUCAAUGAGAUAGCUCUAGAACUACACCAAGUCCAUGGUGCACAUUUAGUGGAUAUUCAGAGAAAGGAAAUCCAAGCAAAUGAAGAUUUAAUGACUUUUUCUACUAGUAAAAAUAAUUUCAUAAGUGAUUACCCAAACAUGGACAGUGGGGACAAUGUAAAUAAAGCCACUUGUGUAUUAAACAGCCCAGCAGAAAUUGAAAUGGAAGUCAAAACUGCCAGUGCAUCAGAAAGUUCUGUGUCUGCAAAGUUGGAGAAAACUAAUGUGGGAAUGGCUGUCCAACAACCUGCCAGAAUGAACCCCAGUGAGCUUUUCUUCAUGCCACAUGGGGUAGCAGAAGAUGUAACAGAAAACAGUGGAUUGCCAGCGUUUGUCAGUACCACACUGUUUUUCCACCAGAACAGUGCUGAAUUUGUGGAUGUAGCAGAUGUUAAAGUAGCUACUUCAGCUGUUCAGGUACAAAGUAGAACACAGCAAAUGGAGGUUUUGGAUAUCGGAAUGGCAACUGCUACAGCUGAUAUUCAAGCUAGUGCACCUCAAAUUGAUGAAACUACAGACAUCAUCACAAGUAAUGCAGUUGGGAUACAAGAUAGUGUACCUCAAACUGAAGAGACUACAAAUGUCCCAGUUGCAAUUUCUGCAGUUAAAAUAAAAGAUUGUGUGUCUCAAACUGAAGAAAUGAUGGAGACCACAAUAUCACUUGCUGCUGUUGAAAUGCAAGAUGCCACAUCUCAAAUUGCAGAGUCUGCAGACACUGAUGCACUUCGACCAGUUGAUGUAGAAGAUAGUGGAUCUCGUGUUGAGGAGGUGACAGAUGACUCUCUGACAGCUAAUGUGGUUGCAAUGCAAGAUGCUCACUCUCAAAUUGAUGAGGUUACAAAUGUUUCAUUGGCAACUUCUGUAGUUGACAUACAAGACGGUACACAAUUUGAGGAAGGUGCCAACAUUUUUCUGGCAUCUACUGCCGUUGAGAUACAAGGGAGCACAUCUAAAAUUGAUGAGCAAGCAGAAGUCUCUGAGCCAGAUGUUGGCUUUGCAACAGAAGUUAGUACAUAUCAAAUUGGGGAUGUUGCAGAUAUUACACUAGCAGCUUCUGCCACCACUGAUGCUGAGCUACAAGAUGACACAUCUGAAGAGUAUGUGAUCUUGGAACCAGUCAGUUUCACAAAUAACAUUUGCAUUAAUACUGUGACUCAAGCACAAUCUGGUUUACCAUCUUUGGUUCCAAUGCAGGUGGACCUUGACAGUAAUUUUGUGCAGCAAUGUCCAACUGCUGAUGAGGUCAAAAGUGAGGACCAGGAAAAUGGGCUCUGUGUCAACAUAUCAGCUGGGGCACCUUCACAGGAAGGUUUAGAGUUUUCUCCACAUACUCCUUAUCAUCAACCAUUAUCUGAUGUUAUGGAGACUAAUAUGACAGAAAUUGAAAUGGCAAGCCCUUAUGCACAUGAACCAUGGAAAGGCACAAAGGAACACUGUAAUGUGGUAACAUCUGAGAAUUUUGAAGCUAACAUGGACCUCCAAGAACUACAGAUUCUAGAGGAUAUCGAGAUUGGUCGUGAGAUUGUUGUGGCAGAGGGAGAAAAUGAUGACGAUUGUAACAUUAUAAUCCUUGAACCACCCAAAUCAAUCCCUGCUGAUGAACAAGCUAAUGAGAAAACUAAAGAGGACAUUACCACAACCAAUCUGAAAGAGAACAGCAUAGCUAAUAAAAAACAGCAGGAAGCAGAAAAGCCCAAGAAACAACAAAUGAAUUCUCAGGCCCGUACCAAAGCGCGUCUUGCAGCUUUAGCCGAGCAGAAGGCCGCAGCUGCAAAGAGAUCAGCACAUAGACAGCAGCUGAACCUUCUUGCCCUUUGUCAAGAGAUAGCUGAGGACAUUGCAACAGACAGCAUGCUGAUGAAGAGGAUAGAGGAGGAGAAACAAGCAGCAGCAGCAAAGAAUGAAGCUAGCAAGAAGAAAAGUCUGCCUGUUAACACACAGGAAGCAGACCAUGUUGACGUUGUGACUCCCGAUCCAACAAAAGAAUGUCCUGUAUCAGUGAUCCCUCCUGAGGAGCUACCUGCUACAGCUAUUUCUGCUGAACCCCGUCCUGUUACAGAGCCUCCAAAGAGACGUUUCUUUAUCUCCCAGGUUGCAGUUCCGCUCAAGGCCCAUGAGAAAAAGAAGCUUACGAGAUACCAACGAUUAAGACAGGUUGAACUCCAGAGAGAGAAAAUGUCAUGGGCACGUGUAAAGAAACUUAAAUCGGACCAAGCAAAUCAGUUGUUUUCAGAAAUCGACUGGCAAGCACCCAUGUCUACAUUCUCUCUAUUUAGUCAACAGCAGGUGGGGAAACCAGCAACGACAACUUCUCCACCUGGGCCUAGUCCGUCUAAAACAUCUCUCCCAAAUCCAGACUUGGUGAGCAAGUCUGAAGCACCUGAGGUAGAGCUUCCCAAAGCUGAGCCUCCUAAGGUAGAGCCUGUUAAAGACGAACCUCCGGAAACUCAGCCCUCUAAAAUGGAACCGUCGAAAACUAGACCUGCUAAAGCUGAACCCCGCAAAACCCGUCAGGCUGAAACUGUAAAGGCAGCUGAUGUUCAGGUGCCGGUCGCAAAAAUGACCAGGUCAGCAGCAAAGAGGACCUUACCAGCAGUACCUCCACCCAUGCCUAAUGGACUCACUACCCAGAAGCUGAAGCCUGACGUGGAGUACAAGCCAUACAGACCCAGGCCCAAGUAUUCCCCUGAUGACUUUGAACUUGAUGAUGACCCAUUACCAGUAGCUUUGACUAAGCUCAGCGUGCCAACACCUAACCAACAGUCAAAACCCACAGCUCAGUCUAAAGCCACACUUCUGUCAAAACCUGCUGUUUCGUCACCAACUCCAAUGCAGACAAGAUCUAAAGCACAGAUGUCUCCUGCUGUAAGAGUCUCAGGUCAUUCAAAUCCCACAGCUUUAAGAUCAGCUCAGACAAAACCUUCCACCUCCACCAAUCCACAGUCAAAGUCUGCCACUACAAAUAAAGCCCAGCAAAAAGCUACGAGGAGUGCAGCGUCACCAGUGCCUGUUCUUUCAGCGAAAGGUCAAUUAAAGCAUCUUCCUGUGACAAAUUCUCAGUCCAAAGCUCUUUUACCACCAGGCAAUUUAAAGCCUGCAGCCUCUGCUACACCUUCUGCUACACCUCAGUCACAGCAUUGUUCUCCCACACCAGCUCAGCCUAUUGUUUCAAACACAUCUGAGACAAAGCCUGCUGUUCCUGCGUCCGAGGUUCCAUCGAUUCCCCAGGAAAUCCCAAAUCUUCCAUCAUCUGAAGAUGACAAAUGCAAGGGUGCACCUGAGCAACUUUCUUCAGCUUCCAUAUCUUCACUUCCUUCUGCAGAGACCGUGAAAGCUUCUGAAAGCACACAGCCAUGUGGCCAAAAGCCUGCAGUCGCUGAUGCUGAUUCUUCUCCAGAGAAUAUCACAAAAGCAGGCGAGGCACCUGAGAACAUGUCAGAAGAUGGUGAUCAAGAUGGUGCACUAAAGGCAGAUCAUGACGAGAAUUCUGAUUCAUGCCUGCAAAAACAAGCUAUGCUAAAGGAUGCUGAUGUCGACGGCAGUGAAACUCCUGCAGAAGCAGAACAGAAGCACUUUGGUACAGCGGCCUGCAGUGUUUGUGGGAUGCUGUAUUCUACGACCAACCCUGAGGACGAAUCUCAACAUUUGCUCUUCCACAACCAGUUCGCCAGUGCCGUGAAAUAUGUGGGAUGGAAAAAAGAGAGGAUUCUGGCAGAAUAUCCUGAUGGCAAGAUCAUUCUCGUACUGCCUGAUGAUCCCAAAUAUGCUCUAAAGAAGGUGGAGGAGAUCAGGGAGAUGGUGGACAAUGACCUCGGCUUCCAGCAGGUUCAGACGAAGUGUUUAUCUCAAACCAAAACCUUCCUCUUCAUCUCCAAUGACAAGAAAGUGGCUGGAUGUCUCAUAGCAGAGCACAUUCAAGAGGGAUACCGGGUGAUUGAGGACCCCAUGCCGGAUGGUUCAGAGGGAGAGAAACUGAUGUUUGAACGGCAGAGAGCGUGGUGCUGCUCCACCAAUCCUGAACCAGCCAUUUGUGGCAUCAGCCGCAUCUGGGUUGUCAGUAUGAUGAGACGCCAGGGCAUCGCCUCACGCAUGCUCGAGUGCCUCAGGAAUAACUUCAUAUACGGUUCCUAUCUGAGCAAAGACGAGAUUGCUUUCUCUGACCCCACGCCUGAUGGAAAACUGUUUGCCACACAUUAUUUUGGAACGUCCCAGUUUUUGGUUUAUAAUUUUGUAAGUGGAACACAUUCAUCCAAAUCUGAUGCCGUAUGACAGAAGUCCCCGACAGCUUUAACGGAGACCAACGGGACUGAAGCUCAUCACUGAAACGGAGUCCUAGCUUCAUGAAUUUUCAAGUAAAUUACUUCUUGUUGAAGAUACACGUUUGUUUAAUUCUCAGGAUAAAAACAACAAAAUGUUGUUGAGAACUAUUCAUUCGCCCUUUAAGCCGCCCCCCUUCCAGCCCCCAACAGUAUUUUGGAAAACAAAAAAAAUAAAAUAAUAUUUUGAAGUAUGGAAACAGUUUUACUAGCAGUAUAGAGUUUACAUGUGUGACCUGGCAGCAAUAGCAAACAAGCAGCAUUUUAUUGUUUUUGUUUUACGAGAAUCACACUGUCCUCCUUUUUGUUUAAAAAAAAUGGAGGUUUUCUUUUUUUAUGGUGAGGUUUUACACCCUGUCAGUGUGUACAUUGAAGAUUUUUUCCACCUUUCUCUCUAUACAUUUAAUAGCGAUGCCAGCAGACAUUUCAAAAUAUUUCUAAGCAACACCGAUGUAACUCUUAAAAGUCACUAAUGUGUGAUUUUUCACAUUAAGGUUUGAGUUCACUGUCACAGUUGACUGUAACAUUUGAAACAAGUCACAGAAAUCGCAGUUAAAUGUUGAAAUCAGGUGAACUCAUUUCACCAGAUGUUACGAUCUCAUGAAAGAACUGUAGCUUGGGCAAUAAUCGUGCUUCAACUUUAUUAAAUCACAUUUCAGUUUAUUUUUCCGAGCUGAGCCAGAGACCAUAAACCAUUGAGCAAGGCACUGUAGCCUGUACUGUAUGAGGGAUGUGAUGUCCUUUAGUUUCACAGACUCUUGUGUGCCGAUUUUUUUUCUUCGUUUUAUUUCCUCAUGUUGCUAAGCAGCAGACUGUUUGUGCGUAUUGAGUUAGCGUAGCAUAUCAUCCUCCUAUUCCUUAGUAACAGCAAAUAAAGUGUAUAUCAAAUUGUCUUGUAGAUUGUGCAUUAUAACGAAGCGUAUAAUGAAGUUUGAGCAGGAGUUUGAUGGAAAAUAUCAGAUGUCAUCUUUUGUGAAUUCAGAUAGUUUUGCUCAGUGAUUAACAGAUUAACGUUUAUUAUAAUCCAUCCAUUAUUCUCCUUUGUUAAAUUGCUUUUAGAAGGGUGUCGCGCCAUGAAAAUAAAUGUGAUUUAUACAAAGCUGUUAUGUAAAUAUUUAUUUAAUAAAUGCAUAUAAAACAUU
Molecule: messenger RNA, 7122 nt
Organism: Thalassophryne amazonica
Lineage: Eukaryota; Metazoa; Chordata; Actinopteri; Batrachoidiformes; Batrachoididae
Exons: 11
Coding region: 36-5933 (1965 amino acids)
Biological process (GO): mitotic sister chromatid cohesion
Cellular component (GO): chromatin; nucleus
Molecular function (GO): protein-lysine-acetyltransferase activity
Source: RefSeq, a predicted model, not a curated record